Sordaria macrospora k-hell is the source of this 333-nucleotide messenger RNA. RefSeq lists its product as uncharacterized. The record is from RefSeq and is a predicted model, not a curated record. Lineage: Eukaryota; Fungi; Ascomycota; Sordariomycetes; Sordariales; Sordariaceae.
AUGCGGCCAAAACGCAAGGGAGACAUUGUCGUCCGCCCGACCCCACAGCAGCGUAAGGACAUUUGCCGCAACGGCGGUACUCUUUUCACUGAGAAAUACAACCGCCCCGCCCCCCGUGACAGCCAGGAAGAUACCGCCAUGUCUUCCGAUGAGUUGCCCAGCCAGAGCUCCGGCCCCUCCGGCCCUGAGAACUCCGACAGCCCUGACCAGACACAGCCCUCAGCUAAUGAGGAUACGAUAGUGGUCCAGCUGAACGAGCGCACGUCUUCCGACGACGCAGUCCGCCGCUCUGGCCGCCACAGAACGCUCUCCAAGAGGGCCGCUGACUUAUGA